CUCAGCUCCAUCGCCGUCCUCAGUACAUAACACGACGGGUCUGCCCUCUCCUCCACAGAUGUCGCUUACCCACGGGCGAGGUCGAGAACAGCACGUCAGUCUCUGACGAUGCAUUCCGCGGUUGCUUCCUCGAUCCUCUUCUGGCUAUUGGCGAUUGGGGUCUCUGCACACUGGGAUUGGGUGAAGGACUUCCCCGACUGUUGGAGACACUGUCUGAAGGGCAAUGGUGGCGGGUGCGCGUCGAGUGAAUGCAUAUGCGAUGCUAGCCAGAUUGAUGAUUUCCUUCCCCCGGCUGUCUCAUGUGUCGCUACGAAAUGCGACGCGAAUGACUUCGCGCUUCGCCUGUCACUCCUUUUGCCCCUUGAAGGAUACUGUCACUUUGUUGGAAACGAGAUCCCCGAUGAUAUCAUGAGCAGUGCAUAUGCGGCGACUACGGCGACGGUCACGUCUGCACCAAAAGCCUCCAGCACACACAAAGGCGAUCACGACCGGCCAAGAACGACAAAAGGACGGGAUUAUGACCUGACGGCGACCGUUACAUCAACAUUUACUGCGACAACAACGAAUGAGGAAGGACAGACUCUUCAGAUCAUAGUGCCGGUGGUGAUAGGACGAGAAACCAUAAGCUAUGGCAAGACCACCACCUCUACACUGGAGAAGAAGACGACUGUUGAAUCCGUGGCUUCGGCUACGGCUCGCCCGACCGUGCGCAUUACCAGCGCCGGACCGACACAGACGGAGGCUCAAGCGACGUCUACCACCCUCACCUCAAAAGCAGCACAGCGAACAUCGAAUAGUAAUGGAAGUCCUUUUGAGAAUAUGCAAGCGGAAGCCGGUAGACACGAAGUCCCUGGCAUAUUUACAGGGUUGGGUGCGGUAAUUGGAAUGUUGUUUGCAUUGUAGAUGUUUCGCACGUAAUGUUGGUUGAAGGGCUAUCUGAUACCAUUUGCGGGAAAUGAUACACGCGGUUCUGGUAAUGGAGGCAUAAAGUGGAGCCCGUUAUGCAUUGUUUGCGAUCGUGAUCAUAAAGUCGGUGCAUGUCCAGGGCUGGCACUCGGCACCUCCUGUUUCGAAGGGGUUCAAAGGGUGCCAAAAGGGUUGAUGUGAUCUCGGUAUAU
Molecule: messenger RNA, 1118 nt
Organism: Westerdykella ornata
Lineage: Eukaryota; Fungi; Ascomycota; Dothideomycetes; Pleosporales; Sporormiaceae
Exons: 2
Coding region: 109-903 (264 amino acids)
Source: RefSeq, a predicted model, not a curated record